Molecule: messenger RNA, 1130 nt
Organism: Pelobates fuscus (common spadefoot toad)
Lineage: Eukaryota; Metazoa; Chordata; Amphibia; Anura; Pelobatidae
Gene: AKIP1
Product: A-kinase interacting protein 1
Exons: 5
Coding region: 123-656 (177 amino acids)
Biological process (GO): regulation of non-canonical NF-kappaB signal transduction
Cellular component (GO): nucleoplasm
Source: RefSeq, a predicted model, not a curated record
UAUGGUCUGACAUUUAGCCUCCUUCCCAGCAGUCAGGCUGCCUUGUUCUAUAUGGUCACAGAGAUACACUGUUUCCUGCUGGAUGAAGACUCCAAUUCCCUGCAUCCUUUGCCAGGGCAUGAAUGGAGAAUAAAUAUAAAUGGAUGGAAUAUUCCUUAAAGCAGACGGCAGAGCUUGGUCUGGAGGUUCUAGAACGAGCCAAGCGGAGGGAAGUGAACUGGUCCGUCUCCUGCAAACAUGGACGGCAAAUGCGACAGGAGCAGAUGUCACCAGAGCAGGACAAGCCUUUAGAUGAGCGUGAAUGUCUGGAGGAAGCAUUUUCCGCCAUGGCCAAAUUCAUGCGUCACACGACGGAGCAGUGCGAGAGAUACCAUAAUUGUGUCCCUGCAAUUAAUAUGAGGACGCAGGAAAUAGAUCACAAAUGCAGAUUCCACAGCCCAAACCCAAUGCACAGAGAUCUGAAUCUGGUUUCGAAUCAGAAUUUGGCAGCGGGUACCCCCCAGUCUCUUCGACGGCAGACGACCCCCCGAGAUGUCAAUAUCGAAGUUGCGCCUGGAACGUACCGUAUCUCAGGAGGUUCUUACGAUUCUGAGAGACAGACUCACUUUGUAAACAUUCCACCCGGACACAGCGUGGAUCUAACCUUUAACUUCUGAUUUAUUGUAAACAAAGAUUUAAAAAUAGACACUGGUCGUUAAUGUAAACAGCGGUGGUUUCAUGGGUGUGACAAUCUCAGGGGCAUGGCAAAAAUGGCUCUUUAAGAGACACUCUAGUCCCACUUACGCUUGCUGAAGUGCUUUAGGGGUUAACUGUUAAUAUAAUAUUCAAGAGAAAUAUGCACUUUUCUCAGUCCCCUUUGUAGCAAGCAUACAGCCCAUAGGGUUUUCUUCCUCGCGGUUUGAACUGCUCUCUAUGAGAAGCAUCAUAGGCAGGUCGCCAAGAUUGUGGCGCAUGCGCCAUGUGUUCCCGAUACUUCUUCAUGAGAAGCAUCUGAUUGCACACAUGUCAUCACUAAUGAUGACUGUACAGGAGGGCGUGUUAGAGCGAGGAGAAUCUCCCAGUGCUGGAAUAAAGGUGAAUUGACUUGAUUUUUAACCCUUUAAAUCACAAAAUGCCCAGUAAUCUAAUCA